Lactuca sativa (garden lettuce) is the source of this 1679-nucleotide messenger RNA. RefSeq names its product cytochrome P450 81Q32. Lineage: Eukaryota; Viridiplantae; Streptophyta; Magnoliopsida; Asterales; Asteraceae. Gene Ontology annotation, molecular function: heme binding; iron ion binding; monooxygenase activity. The record is from RefSeq and is a predicted model, not a curated record.
CUCAUUUCUCGAUUUCAACGAUCAUGGAAUAUCUCUUCAUUACCAUCCUGUUACUUCUCGCUUCAUUUCUGUUCGCCUCUCACUUCCGCCGGAAAUUAUCAAACCUUCCGCCAACUCUCUUUCCAACCCUCCCUCUGAUCGGCCACCUCCACCUUUUAAAGAAACCUCUCUACAGGACCUUCGCCGCAAUCUCCGCUAAACAUGGACCCAUCCUCCUUCUCCGCUUUGGAUUCCGCCGGGUCCUGGUUGUCUCCUCCCGUUCAGCCUCCGAAGAAUGUUUCACUAAGAACGACAUCAUCUUCGCCAACCGCCCUCGUCUUCUUGCCGGAAAGAUUCUUGGCUCCAACUACACCAGCAUCGGCUGGUCAUCUUACGGCGACCACUGGCGCAACCUUCGCCGGAUCUCCACCAUCGAGAUCUUCUCCUCACACCGCCUAAACGACCUCCGUGACAUACGCGCCGACGAAGGAAGACUCAUGAUUCGUAGGUUGAUGUCUGAAUGUUCUUCACCUGUGAACUUUAAGUCAGUAUUCCACGAGAUGAAGCUUAACCUGAUGAUGAGGAUGAUAUCCGGGAAGAGGUAUUUCGGCGGAUCCGGUGAACUGGAGGAGGAAGGGAAACAGUUCCAGGAGAUGGUUAAGGAGACGGCUCUGGUUGCGGAUACUUCAAAUUUAGGGGAUCAUUUGCCCAUCAUGAGAUGGUUUGGAAUGAAAGGGUUGGAAAAGAAGAUGAUUAAGUUGCAGAAAAAGAGAGACGCAUUCUUUCAAGAGUUGAUCGAACAACAGCGAAAACUGGAUGGGAUUGAACUCGAAAACAAGAAGAACAACACAAUGAUUGAAGUUCUAUUACAGCUACAAAAAACUGAUCCGGAGUACUACACUGAUGAAAUUAUUACAAGCUUUUGCCUGAACCUGCUAACCGCUGGAACUGAUACUUCUGCCUCGACUUCGGAAUGGGCUCUUUCACUUUUACUCAACCAUCCACAUGUUAUAAAGAAGGCACAGAAGGAAAUCGACAAUCAUGUUGGGAAGAAUCGUCUUGUUAACGAAUCAGACAUGAGCAGCUUACCUUAUAUUCGUUGUAUUGUGAACGAGACUUUACGAAUGUAUCCUACAGUCCCACUCCUCGUACCUCACGAGUCAUCCGAAGAUUGUGUGGUCGGAGGCUUUCACAUCCCACGUGGGACCAUGCUACUCAUCAAUCAAUGGGCCAUACAUCGUGAUCCUGACCUCUGGAGUGACCCUGAAAGGUUUCAACCAGAAAGGUUCGAAAGUGUAGAGAGCACAAAAGAUGGGUUUAGGUUCAUGCCCUUCGGGUCUGGAAGGAGAAGUUGUCCUGGGGAAGGUUUGGCUAUGCGAAUGGUUUGCUUGACGAUAGGUUUGCUUAUACAGUGCUUUGACUGGGAAAGGAUAGGUGAAGAGAUGGUUGAUAUGAAAGAAGGUCUUGGUCUCACCAUGCCUAAGGCUCAAGCUUUGGUUGCGAAGUGUAGACCACGUCCGAUGACCCACGAUUUAAUAUCUGAUUAGGUUCCUCUCUUCGGGAAAUAGCUUUAAACAUGCAUGUAAAACUAGAAAACAGGUUUGGCUAGACACAUGGAAGUUAAAUAGCAUUAAAGUAUCUCUUGUAAUGCAAACAAAUGUAACGAAUUUAAAAUAGAAUUUGAUCGCUACAUUGCAUUA